This is a messenger RNA of Penicillium expansum, 1725 nucleotides long. RefSeq names its product phosphate:H+ symporter (gene phoD). NCBI's taxonomy places the organism in Eukaryota, Fungi, Ascomycota, Eurotiomycetes, Eurotiales, Aspergillaceae. The coding region runs from base 1 to 1725 and encodes 574 amino acids. The transcript has 3 exons. The record is from RefSeq and is a predicted model, not a curated record. Gene Ontology annotation, cellular component: membrane. Gene Ontology annotation, molecular function: phosphate transmembrane transporter activity. Gene Ontology annotation, biological process: transmembrane transport; phosphate ion transport.
AUGGCUACUCUCAACCCUCACCUGCACGCGGGCUUGGCCACAAGAGAGCGCGCUGCAAUGGAUGCAGACUUUCAAUUCCGGCACAAUCCCCACGAGCGUCGUCGUCGCGCCCUUGCUGAGCUUGACGAAGCCCCCUUUACAUGGGCACAUCUCCACACCGUUAUCAUCGCCGGCCUAGGCCUCUUCACCAGCGCUUACGAAACUUUCGCCAUCAACCUAACGGUCACCAUGCUGGGUAUGGCUUAUUGGCAGGGCGAAGACUCUAGCUCUGGUAAGAUUCCUUUCAGUGUGGAAACUGCCAUCAAGGUCGCUACUCUUGCUGGCGCUGCGAUCGGUCAGACCCUCUUCGGUUGGCUCGCAGACCGUAUUGGCCGCAGACGCAUGUACGGCUAUGGGCUGAUGGUUAUUAUUUUUACUACUCUGGCUCAAGUUGUGUCCUCCUCCUCUCGUAUCCCUACUAUGACUGGUCUUUUUAUCUUCUGGCGAGUCAUCAUGGGCGUUGGAAUUGGCGGUAACUAUCCUCUUUCUUCUGUGAUUACUUCUGAAUUUGCUACUACUAAGUGGCGUGGUGCCAUGAUGGGUGCCGUCUUUGCCAUGCAGGGCCUCGGCCAAUUUUCAGCCGCCAUAGUCGCCUUGGCUGUCACGGUUGGUUUCAAACAGCCCUUGGAAAGUGCCAAGGAUAUUUCUCACUGCACUGGGGCUUGCCAGCUCGCUGUCGACAAGAUGUGGCGUUUGACCAUCGGAGUAGGGGCCAUUCCCGCCUGUUUUGCACUUUUUUACCGUCUGGCAAUUCCCGAGACGCCACGAUUUAGCUUUGACGUCACCCGCAACAUCGUUAAGGCCGAUAAGGAUGUUCGCAAAUACCUAAGGAAACGAAGGGAGAGCGGCACAAGGGAGCCCCUGUACACCCCUCCCGUGCAGAUUGGUAUCCCCGACUUUGGUCCUAAGGCUAGUUGGUCCGAUUUCUACAGUCACUACUCCCAGUGGAAGAAUGGUAAGGUUCUUCUUGGUACAACAGUUUCUUGGUUUGUCCUUGACAUUGCAUUUUACGGUCUUUAUCUGAAUAACUCGAUUAUCCUGGGCGCUAUUAACUGGACUAGUGCCAACAAUGUUUACGAAGUCCUGUAUCGCAAUGCCGUCGGAAACCUUAUCUUGAUCUGUGCUGGUGCCAUUCCUGGAUGCUUGGUUACUAUCGCCACUAUUGACAAUUUCGGACGCAAGCGUAUUCAACUCCUGGGAUUCCUCAUGCUCUCUGUCCUUUUCGUCGUGAUUGGCCUUGCUAACCUGGGCCAAAAUGACAGUGGCCUACUUGCUCUUUACCUUUUGACACAAUUUUGCUUCAACUUCGGUCCCAAUGCAACCACUUUCAUCGUGCCCGGUGAGUGCUUCCCCACACGUUACCGUGCCACCGCUCAUGGAAUCAGUGCAGCCGCCGGUAAGAUUGGUGCCAUUAUCGCGCAGUGCGUCUUUGUUCCCCUUGUUUACCGGGGCGCAAAGAUGCCCGGUGACGCGCCCUGGCUCAACCAUGUUAUGCAAAUCUUCUCCGGGUUUAUGUUUUGCGGUUUCGCAACGUCCUUCUUCAUCCCCGAGACGAAGCGUCAGAGUCUGGAGGUAGUUUGUGGAGAGAUGGAUCCACCUCCUCGAACGCAGUAUGCAUACGUCAGAGAUGGAAUCCUCCUUCAAGAAGUUGGGCCUGUGGGUGUUUCCGCCGCCCCAAAGCCUUAG